AUGGCUCCCGCAGCCUGGCGCGCAGGCCUCUCCGCCGCGCGUCCCCGCUCACCCGCGCGCCCGCUGCGCCCCGCGCGCUACCGCCGUCCGCGCGCGCCCGCCGCCCCUCUGGCCUACCGGGCGCAGCGCCCGCCCCGCCCUGGCCGGUGUCCGGCCUCGGCCCCCGCCCCUCCCGCACCUGGUCGCCACGAGCGCACCUACCCCUGCCCACCGCGGGGCCCGCACCUGUGCCGCUCCAGCUGUGGCCUGGGUCACCCUGAAUUCCCAGUCAUAUGCGAGCAGGCACCCCGAGGCAACUUCAUCUCCGAUGAGGACAGCACCUGCCUGGCAGGAGCCACCGCGCGCCCGAUUGAGCUAGGUUAUAAAACAGAGUCUUCAGGAACUCGAUGGUCAACAGAUUUUUUAAAUUUAAUAAAUGAAUGAACUCCACACCAAAUUCCAUUAUUAUGGUUCUAUUGAUCACAGCACCAAUUUAAGGACAAACUCACAAGAACCACUGCAGGAACUCAAAUAUUUUCCAAACCUAUUUUGUUACCCUAUUUUAUUCAGAUCUUCAAAGAAAUAACAUUUUCAUUUACUAAUUUUUCUACUUUUGUGUGCCCUGCUUCCUUAAUUUUCACCUUCCUUUGUUUUUAUCUUAUCGUUAGUUUUAUUGAAUUAAAUAGAGGUUCUUUAUUUUUAGUAUUUUUUGUUGUUGUUCAGCCCCUAGGUUGUGUUUGACUCUGCAAUCCCAUGGACUGUAGCACACCAGACUCUUCUCUCCUUCACUAUCUCCCAGAGUUUGCUCAAAUUCAUGUCCAUUGAGUCAGUGAUGCCAUCCAACCAUCUCAUCCUUUGCCACCCUCUUCCCUUUUUGCCUUUAAUCUUUCCCAGCAUCAAUAUCUUUUCCAUUGAGUGGGCUCUUUGAAGCAGGUGGCCAUUGGAGCUUCAGCAUCAGUUGUUCCAAUGAAUAUUCAGGGUUGAUUUCCUUUAGAAGUGACUGGUUUGAUCUCUCUGCAGUUCAAGGGAUUCUCAAAACUCCUCC
Messenger RNA from Cervus elaphus (red deer), 1024 nucleotides. RefSeq names its product oleosin-B6-like. The record is from RefSeq and is a predicted model, not a curated record. Lineage: Eukaryota; Metazoa; Chordata; Mammalia; Artiodactyla; Cervidae. Bases 1 to 423 code for a protein of 140 amino acids. The transcript has 3 exons.